Messenger RNA from Oryzias latipes (Japanese medaka), 3244 nucleotides. RefSeq names its product growth hormone receptor b (gene ghrb). Lineage: Eukaryota; Metazoa; Chordata; Actinopteri; Beloniformes; Adrianichthyidae. Gene Ontology annotation, molecular function: cytokine receptor activity; protein binding. Gene Ontology annotation, biological process: cytokine-mediated signaling pathway. Gene Ontology annotation, cellular component: external side of plasma membrane. The record is from RefSeq and is a predicted model, not a curated record.
UCUCUCUCUCUCUCUAUGUCUUUCUCUUCUCUUAUUUUGGGAAAGCAGACAGACCGCGAGCUCCCCGCCAUGGCGGCUGCGCUCACCGUGCUCCUCUGCUGCCUCUACGCCAUCGCUGCUGCAGAAGCCGACUCCAAAAAAGUGCAGCUGCAGAAGCCCCCACACCUCACCGGCUGUGUCUCCACCAACAUGGAGACGUUCCGCUGCUCCUGGAAGGUCGGCACUUUCCACAACCUCUCGGAUGCCGGAGAUCUGCGCCUUUUCUAUCUCAACCAAAAUUCGCUCAGUGCUGCGCCUGCAGAGUGGAGAGAAUGUCCCGAGUACAGCAGGGAGACGCCACACCAAUGCUUUUUCAAUGAGGAGCACACCACCGUCUGGACUCAGUACGCCGUCCAGCUGCGCUCUGGGGAUGGGGCUGUCGUCUACGAUGAGGUUUUCUUUAACGUUCAAGACAUUGUGGAACCGGACCCUCCUGUUGGCCUGAACUGGACCCUGCUGAACGUGAGCUUGACCGGCACUCACUUUGAUAUAAUGGUGACCUGGAGGCCUCCAGAUUCCGCAGACGUGAAGAUGGGGUGGAUGACCCUCAGCUACGAGGUCCAGCACCGCAGCCUCAGCUCUGACCACUGGGAGGUGACAGACCUUGUGUCGAGCACACAUCGUACCCUGUACGGCCUUCAAACCAAUGUCAACCACGAGGUUCGGGUCCGAUGUAAGAUGCACGGCAUGACCAGAUUUGGGGGAUUCAGUGACUCUGCAUUCGUGCACAUCCUGUCUAAAGUGUCGAGAUUCCCAGUGAUGGCUUUGCUGAUCACAGGAGCCUUGUGUUUGGUGGCCAUCCUGAUGUUAGUCAUCAUAUCUCAGCAGGAGAAGUUGAUGGUGGUUCUCCUGCCUCCUGUUCCUGAACCUAAAAUAAAAGGGGUUGAUUCUCGACUAUUGAAGAAAGGGAAGCUUCAGGAGUUCUCGUCAGUCUUGGGUGGCCACCCUAAUUUGAGGCCAGAGCUGUACAGCGACCCCUGGGUGGAGUUUAUUGACCUGGACAUGGAACGGCAGAACGACAGACUGACCUGCCUGGACACAGACUGCCUCGUGGACUCCUCCAGCUCCUCCAACUGUUCUCCACUCGCUGCUUCCUUCAGGGACCACGACUCUGGACGCUCCAGCUGCUGUGAGCAGGAUCUUCUUUGUGAUCCAAAUCCAUCACCUGUCCACCCCCCCAUCUCAGACCAAAUCACCCCAAAUGCACCAGCGUGCCAGCCAGACUCCGGUGCGGGAGUUGGGGUUCAAAGUCCGGGCAGAGAUGCGACGUACACACAGGUCUGCGAGGUCCGGUCCGGUAACGUGAUGCUCUCACCUGAGGAGCACCUGGAUGGAGGCAGCAUAGUGGAGCUAGUGGAGGAGGAAGCAGGGAGGAAGGAGGCUGUGAAUGCAGAUCAUAAAAGCUACGGCGAAGAGCACAGCGGUCCUAAGUCUCCACCAAGCGCUACUCCCGCAUACACCAUGGUGGAUGGCGUCGACACCCACAACAGCCUCCUCCUGACAACCAGCUCGACACCAUCUGUCCAUCUGACACCCCUAAAGCAGCUGCCGACCCCGGGCAGCUACCUGAUUCCUGACCUUUUGAGCAGCAUCACCCCAUGAGCGAGCAGAGGCUCCUGGAGGCUGACUGAGCUUUACAGGCUGAAGGUCAGGUCACCAAAAGCAUUUGAAGGAGUCCCGUCGUCCCCGCGGCCCCUCGAGUUUACAGAGCAAUCUGCUGGAGAGUCUGUGUGUGAUUCUCGUUGGAGGGUUUGAUCUGUGCAAAACCAAAAACAGAGCAGGUGGAGCCACAUGGAACAGGAACCAUCGGGAGCUGAAGCUCCUCUGUUGGUUCCACACUCGCUGAUGUGGAUUCAUGAGGAUGAACUUUAGAGGCACAAACGUGUUUUUUUCACUUUGUUUUUGGUGCUUCUGGCUGAAAGUAAAAAGUUGGUGUUUGAAGUGUUGUUUGCUGCUAUGACUUAAGUACAGUGUUCCCUCACUGUAUCGUGGGUCACCUUUUGGCGUUCUUUUUCUUGUAAAUCAGUCUGCUUUCAGUCACAUUUGCAUAAAUCUUGGAUUGGAAUCAGAUUUUUUUUUUUAUUCUAUGAAACUGGACUGAUUUUUCUAUGAAGGUUUGAUUUUUGAGAGCUGAAACAAACUGAAAAUGUUCAUGUCUGUCUGAUCAAAGUGAAUAAAGUGUGCAGUGAGGAGUCUUACUGCUCUAAAACAUCUGGAAUGUCUUAGAAUGAACCCAGCGAUAAGUCAUGGAACACUGUCUUUAAUGGAAAGCAUGCAUUUGUGUAGCUUUGAGCUCCUGGGUUGACCGUCCGCUGUGUAAAAUACCAAUUUUGUGCUGACUCUACAAAAGUACAUACAAGCAUUUUUAUAAGUAAAAAAUUUGCAACUUUAAUUUUAAAUAUUUGUUUACAGGAUCAAAUAUUGAUUCACAGAAUCCAUUCAUGGAUUUUUUUUUUUUUCCUUUGGCGCCAUUUCCUGUAUUUGUUGUUUACUCGAUCAUUCAAAGCAUUCAUGAUUUCAACAUCGCAAGAUCCACCUCUGUUCACUUUGACUAAAAUAACCACCCAAACCUGCUUUUAGAAAUGUAAAAAACAAGACGCCCUUAAAAAUCUAAUCACAAACUAGAACUGGACUUUUUGGAGCUAAAUUGACUUAAUUCAGUUCAGUUUUUCUUCGAUUUAUUGAUUUAACAAAAACAGUCUGAUAGUUUAAGCUUAUUUGAUGCUGCGACUCAACUGUCCAUACUGUAAUGGACAAAAACCAAACAUCUGAAGCUUUUUUUAACAUUAUUUUUUAAAGCUUUCCUUAAAUAAAAGUGUAAAUUGACAAUAACAAAAACUCUAAACAACCCAGAACCUUUUUCUUCUUUAGUGUCUCUUUACUGAUAAAUCAAUAAAUAAGCCUGACUCUCAGCUGUUGAGACUUUUGAGGAAAAUGUUUACACUUCCAAGUGCGAUAUUAUUAUGUGUUUUACCCAUAAUUUGGUCUUUUAACAAAAUGUAGAAUACAUUUUACAGUAAAAAGUUUUUCAAACAAAAAUAAAUCCGACUAUAGUCACUGCAUUGAUUCAGAAAUGUACACAUAAAUGUUAGGGGGAGUUUAAUAAGUCUCUAACUCUGCUUUAUGUACAAAGUACAUAUUUGUAUGAAAGUUUUGUUACUUUUUUAAAUCACAAAAUAAAAAAUCUGUGAAACUGUUUCAUAAA